Molecule: messenger RNA, 702 nt
Organism: Callithrix jacchus (white-tufted-ear marmoset)
Lineage: Eukaryota; Metazoa; Chordata; Mammalia; Primates; Cebidae
Gene: S100A10
Product: S100 calcium binding protein A10
Cellular component (GO): cytoplasm
Molecular function (GO): calcium-dependent protein binding; transmembrane transporter binding; calcium ion binding
Source: RefSeq, a predicted model, not a curated record
GCGCCAGCCAGGCUCCUCCCGCUCCCGCACCGCCUCCCUCUCCCCACCCACCGCACGUACUAAGGAAGGCUCACAGCCUGCUGCCCUCGCUUCGCCGCCCUGAGUCUAGCUAGCCCAGAAUCCGCAGCGCCUUGGCCAAGGCUUCAACAGACCACAUCAAAAUGCCAUCUCAAAUGGAACAUGCCAUGGAAACCAUGAUGUUUACAUUUCAUAAAUUUGCUGGGGACAAAGGCUACUUAACAAAGGAGGACCUGAGAGUACUCAUGGAAAAGGAGUUCCCUGGAUUUUUGGAAAAUCAAAAAGACCCUCUGGCCGUGGACAAAAUAAUGAAGGACCUGGACCAGUGCAGAGACGGCAAAGUGGGCUUCCAGAGCUUCUUUUCCCUAAUUGCAGGCCUCACCAUUGCAUGCAAUGACUAUUUUGUAGUACACAUGAAGCAGAAAGGAAAGAAGUAGGCAGAAACGAGCAAUUCCCCUGGCCCUGAUAAGAGUUGUCCCAAAGGGUCACUUAAGGAAUCUGCCCCACAGCUUCCCCCAUAUAAGGAUUUCAUGAGCAGAUCAGGACCCUUAGCAAGUGUACAAAUAAAAUCUAACUCCCAUUUGACGAGCAGAGAAAGAAAAGUUAAAUGCCAGACAAGCUUUUGAUUUUUGUAUUUUUUGCAUUCCCUUGCCUUCAAUAAAUAAGUUCUUUUUUAGUUCUGAA